Molecule: messenger RNA, 1137 nt
Organism: Phragmites australis (common reed)
Lineage: Eukaryota; Viridiplantae; Streptophyta; Magnoliopsida; Poales; Poaceae
Product: protein neprosin-like
Exons: 7
Coding region: 1-1137 (378 amino acids)
Source: RefSeq, a predicted model, not a curated record
AUGGAAGGGAAACCAGCUAUCGGUAUUACUCUUUUCUUAUCAUAUCUUGUUCUAGUAAUCAACGGAGAUCCAGCAGAGCCGAAUCAAGAUGAGAAUAUUGGUUCAAUCCUCAUCCACAGAUAUGUUAACAAGACCAUUCAGGCAGAAGAUGGUGAUGUCUACGAUUGCAUUGAUAUAAAUCGACAGCCAGCUUUGAAUCAUCCGUUGCUGAAAGGCCAUAUAAUCCAGAUGAAACCAAGCUCAUAUCCAUCGGGUCUUGAUAUUCAGUCUGAAUUACCACCUAACAUAUCGCAAGCACAACUGCCAAAUAUCGAGUGCCCAGGAGGAACAAUUCCGAUAUUGCGCAAAAUCAAGGUUCACAAGGAGGUCACCAUGCCUUUACUAAACAUUGGUACAAUGGAUGAUAAACAAGGAGAGAAAGCAGCAAUCAGAUAUUGGGAUGAUAAUCAUGGAACACGUGCUGCGAUAAAUAUUUUCGAGCCACUUAUGACAAGAACAAAUGGUGAUCUUAGUGCGUCAUGGGCACAAAUUAAUAAUGGUCUAGAAGCAAUAGGCGCUGGUUCAAUGAUAUGGCCAAGCUACAGUGGAGACAACUUUGCCAGGCUACAUGUUCACUGGGUGGAUAGUGCAAACAAGCCAUGCUACGAUCUCGAUUGUCCUGGCUUUGUGCAAGUUGACCCGAAUGCUGGCAUAGGAGGAAGAAUGCAAUCAGUUUCUACCUAUAAUGGACCACAAUAUCAAUACGAUGUUAUAUUUUUUCAGGACUGGUGGUUUGCAGUAGGUGACAAGAACGUUCCCGUUGGAUACCGUCCGAUUGGGUACUGGCCAAGCUCACUCUUCAGUGCCAUGAAGGACAAGGCUCACUUCUGCUUCUGGGGUGGGCUGGUCCGCGGCCCGACGGCGUCCACGGACCCGCCGCUGAUGGGGAGCGGCCAUUUCGCGGCGGAAGGGUUCGGGAAGGCGGCGUUCGUGAGGGAUAUCAAGGUCGUGGACGGGAGCAACAAGUUUGUCAACCCGAACGCCGGCAAGGCCCGUCCGGGCAGCUCGAGACAGCAAUGCUACACAGUCGACGGCUUCGGCGUCAACGACGGCGGUAUGCAUACGUUUUACGGCGGGCCGGGGCAUUGCCGCGAUUGA